UUAAAACAGGAUCUCUUUCUUUCUUUGUUUCUCUCUCCUCUUCUUUCUCAGGUCUUGCCACCACCACCACCACCAUCUAUCCACCUCUCUUCUUCUCAACCCUCACAUUCAUUCUUUGCUUCGCCCUUUUAUAUCACGAGAUCCCUUUCUCUUCUUCUCUUUCUCUCUGACACUCUCCCUUUCUAUAUCUCUCUGUGUAUGUCUUUUUCAGAGCUUCUUCACACAUUGCCGCUGGUUCCCGGUGAUAAGAGAGAAGUGAAGAUAUACACAGUGAAAUUUCUAUCCAUAUAUACACACACAUUGGGUGUGUGUAUAUAGUGAGAGAGUGAGAGAGAGAAAAAAAGAAAUAAGGGAUUUGAAGAUGUCGCAUUCUAGGAAGGGAUCCAUUUCUGGGGCUGAUGGGUUGGGUGAUCGGUUCAAGAACUCGCUGAGAUGCAAUGAACCGGAAAUUGACAAGCCGGAUUUCAGGGAACUCGAUCUGGGCUCGCCGGUGUCGCCGUUGCUUUUCCGCCGGAGAGGGACUAGUUCUUCAACCGCCACCACCAGUAGUAGCUCUAGCUCGUCUGGAUCGGUAUCGGGUAGAAAUGGGCUUAACCCGGUUCAGAAGCGGUCCGAUUUGAACCACUCCAGUGAGCUAUCAGGUUCGGUAGACAGUUCACCCGGGCGUGGGUCUAAGCCCGGAUAUGCGAAGUCGGAUUCCGGCGGUUCCAGUCCGCUAAUCUACUCUGGAGGGACCACCGCCAGCUCUCCGGCUUUGAAUACUUUCCCGGCGGGUAACAUCUGCCCGUCCGGCAACAUCUGCCGGUCCGGCAAGGUGCUGACGACAGGCAUGGCCAACCGGGCCACCAAGAACGAUGUUUUGGGGUCUGGGACUGGGAAUUAUGGCCAUGGCAGCAUAAUGCGGGGCGGUGGAACCCACAAAUCCAGUGGUGCUAGUAGUACCACAAACUCGAAAGGAUUAGUGGUUGGAGAGACAUUGAAGGGUGUAAUGCGAAAUGAUCCAGAGGAGUUGAAGUGGAUAGGGAAUGAGCACUACAAGAAGGGUCAGUAUGCCGAGGCUUUGAAUCUUUAUGAUAAGGCCAUUGCGAUCUCACCCAGAAAUGCAGCCUACCAUUGUAAUCGGGCGGCAGCAUUGAUUGCUUUAAAGCGGGUAGAUGAAGCAUUGAGGGAAUGUGAGGAAGCUGUUAGAUUGGAUCAAGGAUAUGUAAGAGCCCACCAUCGAUUAGGAUCUUUGUUUCUUAGUUUAGGACAGGUCGAAAAUGCCAGGCGACACAUGUGUUUAGCGGGCCACCAGCCAGAUCACGACGAAUUGAAGAAGUUGGAGAGGGUGGAGAAACAUAUAGGAAAAUGCAACGAUGCCAGGAGACUUGGAGAUUGGAGGAGUAUGUUGAGGGAAGCUGACGGUGCAAUUGCCUCUGGAGCCGAGGCGUCUCCUCAGCUAUUUGCUUGUAGAGCCGAAGCGCUUCUGAAGCUCUCCCAAUUAGACGACGCUGACUCGAGCCUAUCGAACGUUCCUCAAAUAAAGCCAACAACCCAGUCAAAGAUUUUCGGGAUGUUUUCCGAAGCGUAUCUAUUAUUUGUACGGGCUCAGGUUGAAUUGGCGCUUGGAAGGUUUGGAAAUGCACUUUCAGCCAUCGAGAAAGCUGGGCAGAUCGACUCUCGAAACAUCGAAGUUUCGCUUUUACUCAGCAAUGUGCGAUUGGUUAGCCAAGCUCGCAUCCGUGGCAAUGACCUAUUUAAAUCUGAAAGGUAUACCGAAGCUUGUGCAGCAUAUGGGGAUGGUCUCAGGCUUGACCCGUCAAAUUCAGUUCUGUACUGCAAUAGAGCAGCUUGCUGGUAUAAACUCGGGCAAUGGGAAAAAUCUGUCGGUGAUUGCAAUCAAGCUCUCCAUAUCCAGCCAAAAUAUACCAAAGCCCUCCUCCGAAGGGCUGCCUCAAACAUGAAGCUUGAGCUAUGGGCCGAAGCUGUAAGAGAUUAUGAAGUCUUGAAGAGAGAGCUUCCACACGAUAAUGAAGUUGCCGAGUCUUUGUUUCAUGCUCGAGGUGCACUUAAGAAAUCCCGGGGGGAAGAGGUUCAUGAUUCGAAGUUCGGUCGAGAGGUUGAAAUUGUUUCGGGUCUCGAACAGUUUCGAGCCGCAAUUUCAUCUCCGGGAGUAUCGGUGGUUCAAUUUAAAGCAGCUUCGAAUGUACAGUGCUGGGAGAUUUCCGCAUUCUUGGAUACAUUGUGUAGCAAAUAUCGGUCCAUAAAUUUUCUCAAGGUGGAUGUUGAAGACUGCCCAGUACUUGCUAAUGCCGAGAAUGUUAGAAUUGUACCAACGUUCAAAAUUUACAAGAAGGGCGAGCGGGUGAAGGAUCUGGUCUGCCCGAGUCCCGAGGAGUUGGAGUCUUUGGUGAGGCAUUACUGUAUUUAGAACUUGAUUACUUCUCGUUUUUCAGCCUUCGUUUCCUCAUAUGCUUCCCGAGCCCAGCCCCAGUUUAGCGGGAUCUGCCUUUCUGGCAUUAUACAAGAAUUGUUUGUUGUUCCGACCACCUAAUAAUCUUUAUUAGGAACCAUUUCGAUCAACCCAAAGGUUAGUGGAAUUGAGACGGGUAGUUUAGCGUUUUCCUUCAAAUUUAUUCAUUCAUUCCUCCUCAAUGCCGUUUGGUUCCAGAAUUCUUCCCAUCGGUUUUUCAUUACCUUUUUCUCUUUACCUUUUUGCCCUCAAGUAGGCUGGCCUCUACAUAUUACAACGAUCUUCACUUGUAAGGAGAGAUAGUGAAAUGUAUGUACAAUUGAUUAAAAACGAUAUCCUUUAGUUGCACAUUUAAGAGAAUCUAGUCGAGAUGGCUGGCUUUAGACUGUAUAUAUGUGACAAUAUAUACCAAACAGUGGGAGAUUCCAUGGCUGGCGGGUGAGUAUCGCACCAGGCCGCUGGGCGGGCUAGUGAAAGGAUGAACGUGAUAGUGUGGUUGAGAUUGAUUUUCAGGGCGGUUGGUACUUCUCCGGGCAGUGAAAGAAAGAAGGGUGAAUAUGAUCGAUCAUGUUAUCGAUUUUGACUGUUUCUUUGUUCAACCAUUCCAUCAAUAAAAUUUAUCAUUUCCUUUGUU
Molecule: messenger RNA, 3086 nt
Organism: Ipomoea nil (Japanese morning glory)
Lineage: Eukaryota; Viridiplantae; Streptophyta; Magnoliopsida; Solanales; Convolvulaceae
Product: TPR repeat-containing thioredoxin TTL1-like
Exons: 7
Coding region: 362-2410 (682 amino acids)
Cellular component (GO): cytoplasm
Molecular function (GO): protein binding
Source: RefSeq, a predicted model, not a curated record